GAUACACACGAGAUUCAUUGAAUAAGUUUAUUCUGUCAAGAGUGUGUUGUGUUGGCUGUUACUACUAGCUUGAGGCUUCAUUAAAUUGGAAUUCAUAACUUAGCGCCGAUCUGAAAUCCAAAAUGGCGCUCCCAUCCAACUACAAACAUUCACCGGUGUCAACCCCGACAACGCAAAGAUUACGCCCAUCCGGAUCUAGUUCUGAGAGUCGUAAACCUGACACGUCGAGUCCAUUUAUGCAUAGUUCACAGGGAAAUCCAGCAUUUACACCUCAAAAGCUGGGCAAAACAACUACAACCGCCGAAGCGAAAAUUAUUAAACCCCCGAAAGCACCGGAGAAACCUUUAACCCCUUAUAUGCGAUAUUCGCGCAAGGUUUGGGAUUCGAUCAAAGCAUCUAACUCGGACCUGAAACUGUGGGAAGUUGGAAAAAUUAUCGGUCAACAGUGGCGUGAUUUGCCAGAAAAGGACAAAGAAGAAUACAUCACUGAGUAUGAAGCAGAAAAGUUGGAAUACGAAAAAAAUCUGAAAGCUUACCACAGUUCGCCUGCAUAUCUAGCAUACUUAACUGCGAAAAAUAAGGCAAAGCCAGGUUGUGAUGGUGAUGGUCAUGAGCCUUCUCGUUCUAGCUCUAAAAGUGGUCAGCAGGACCGUCGAAUCGAUAUACAACCCGCUGAAGAUGAGGAAGAUCAAGAUGAUGGGUAUUCUUUUAAGCAUGUUGCAUAUGCAAGAUUUUCGCGUAAUCAUCGUUUGAUAAACGAAAUUUUUUCUGAUGCGGUUGUUCCUGACGUUCGAUCAGUCGUUACUACGCAAAGAAUGCUCGUUCUUAAAAGACAAGUUCAGUCGUUGGCUAUGCAUCAAAUGAAAUUACAACAUGAACUACAAUUGAUCGAAGAAAAAUUUGAUACAAGGAAACGUAAGUUCGUCGAGUCAAGCGAACAAUUUCAAGAUGAACUAAAAAAGCACUGUAAGCCGGCUGUUGACGACGAGACAUUCCAAAAAAUGGUCGACCGACAAUAUGAAAUGUUAAAACGAGAACGCUUACGAACUGUCGAAGAUCAGCAAAAACCAUCUGUAGCGGCUCCUGCUGCGGUCAAGCAGGACGAUCAUGCCGGAGAAUGUCCGGUUGCUCCAAUCGAAGAAACUCGCACCGAUACAGAAACUGAAAUUAAGCCACCGCUCGAUUCAGGUUCCGUAACAAAGCAUGAUGGCAGAGAAGAGCCAGUAGGAGCAGAGGACGAGACCAAACUGGCUACUGCCGACCACAAACCGCAGGAAGAUAUGAAAGAAGUACACGUAGACCAUAAAACAACUAUGGUGGAUCAAACACCAAACGUUCCUCCCGUUGCAGCCGUUGUUCCUCAAUCGGAACACUAUCGUGCUGCUACUGGUCACCCACCAGUCGUACCGGAACAAAAACCCGAAAUUCCACCUAUUGCAGCUACACCGCCGCCGCCCGUUUCAGCUCCACUUCCCCAUCAUCACGCUGCUCCAGUGCCAACGUCAACCCCUUCAUCCCCAUACCCAACUCACAGCGCCGAAUCACAUGUUGCACCACCUAACGUUACUGUGCCGCAUCAUCAAGGACCUCCACCGCCACCGCCGAGUCAUCAUAUGCCACCACACAUGCAACCCCAUCCGGGAAUGCCUUCCCACUCGGGCUAUCCGGGUUAUCCACAUGCCGGUCCACCUCGUCCAUAUUAUCUACCCAGUGGAUACGGCGCCCAUCCCCAAUCGUACGCACAAUACGGCCAUUAUCCUUAUCACCAACAGUACGCACCACCUCCCCCGGGUCAGUAUUUGCCUUGUCCUCCACGUCCAGGUCACGGUGGACCUAUGGGCCAUUACGGUGCUGAUCCACAUCAUGGAAGUCCGGCUGGCGAUGGACAUCAUCAACACUCGCCGUAUGGCCCCGGACCAACGCCAGGCGGUCCCCCACCGGUAACUGCUGGAAAUACUGGCGGACCAAUUUCCGGUGGUCCACCACAAUCACCGGCUGGCGGUCACGCAGGUGGACAUCCUUCAGAAGGUGAUGCUCCAGAGAAGCCCGAAAAACCAGAAAAGACACCCUCCAAGAAGAAGAAAUCAAGCAAGAAAGAUUCUGAAAAGAAAGCAGUCCAUGAUGACUAAAAUUAAUGAACGAAUUGUCUACAUUCAUAUUAACAAUGACGAUAAAACAUCAUAACCGAUUAUCUUUUACGUGUGCUUUCAAACGAACACAAUUCGUCAAGCUUUUAAUUCAAACAUGCAUAAAAAGAAUAAUUUUUUUAAAUCACCAUGGAAAAGUAUACAAACUAAUUCAAUUCAUAUUCUUACAUUUGUUUCAAAAUCUAAUUGUGUUCCUUUUAGUCCUUAUACAGUUUAUAUUUUAUUUAAUAUAUGGGGACAUGAGCACAUACAUCUAAUACUUAUUCUAAUAUUAAACUUAAAUCUACAACCGUUGUUUAUCUGACAAUGUAUCUCAUCUAAAUAUAAAUACCUGUGUUUCG
Molecule: messenger RNA, 2488 nt
Organism: Malaya genurostris
Lineage: Eukaryota; Metazoa; Arthropoda; Insecta; Diptera; Culicidae
Gene: Bap111
Product: SWI/SNF-related matrix-associated actin-dependent regulator of chromatin subfamily E member 1
Exons: 3
Coding region: 123-2129 (668 amino acids)
Biological process (GO): negative regulation of DNA-templated transcription
Cellular component (GO): SWI/SNF complex
Molecular function (GO): nuclear receptor binding; nucleosomal DNA binding
Source: RefSeq, a predicted model, not a curated record